Molecule: messenger RNA, 1108 nt
Organism: Rhipicephalus microplus (southern cattle tick)
Lineage: Eukaryota; Metazoa; Arthropoda; Arachnida; Ixodida; Ixodidae
Product: crustacean hyperglycemic hormone
Biological process (GO): circadian rhythm
Cellular component (GO): extracellular region
Molecular function (GO): neuropeptide hormone activity
Source: RefSeq, a predicted model, not a curated record
AACUUUGUCGUCCACGGCCUCAGUUCCUCUGUCUCCCCUUUUUCCCGUGUACCCACGGGCCAUUUAUACAUACGAGGGAAAUCCUGCUGCCGGGAAGAACAAGUCCAACCGAGCCUUCGAGCAUCGCAACUCUAUUUCUUCUCCAAAUCUCACCGUGCGACAGAGCUACUCUAAAGAUGAGUGCUGGCUUCCUGGGGGCGCUCAUUCAUAGGCUCACGGCUGCGCUGCUCGUGUGCUCGUUUAUGGUGCUGACGCAGCCCAGCGUCUGCGCGGCGCGCAACCUGCACAAGCGCUCCUUCCAUGAGCUCGGCUGCCGUGGCAACUUCGAGCAAUCAUACCUGGCCCGUCUCGAGCGAGUAUGCGAAGAGUGCUACCAGCUGUAUCAAAACCCGGAGGCCUACAACCUAUGCAGGGACAACUGCUUCAAGAACGAGUACUUCCUGAAGUGUGCCGAGGCGCUGCUUCUGAAAGAUGAGAUGGACAGUCUCAAAAGCAAGGUCGAUUACCUCUACAGCCGCUGACCGGUUUGUCAAACAGAGGAAGAGGAGCCACCCACCAGUGUUUUAUACUUUUUUUUUCAAAGACACGCCCCAGUACCAACUGGUUAUUAUCUGCUCCGCAAAAAUACCUACCAUAGGUGCAAUUACUAUUCUCGCCAAGUGAUGCGUAACGCAAAAUACAGGAGAACGAAAUCCCCUGAAAACGAUUCGGUAAAACCCGGUGUGACAUGUCUGGUGACACCUGGCUCGGAGAGUAACCUCGAGAAAUAUAUGCAUCUUGCUGAACCUUUACCGCUCAGAGAGCAAGCACGGCCUGGUGCCUACUUCUUCACGGGCUGCGCUCUGAAGCUUUACCAAGGAAUAACUCCUGGUGCGAUUACGAGGAUGAUGGCUGCUGCGUUGCGUCCACGAUGACAACGCUUCUCUUAGACAUUUAUUUUGGCUUAGUUCCAACAUAACCUUGCGUCUUCACUGCCUGCAAAGCAUCGUGAAUAUAUACAUUUUGCUUCUGCGUGAUGGUGGCAGAUAGGCACUGCAGGUGAAUGAGAACAAAAAAAAACAUACAUAAACUAAGCUUAAAUAAAAAUAAAUCUAUUUUAUCCUCUUUA